CACUUACUCCUUCACUUGUAUUUAUUUUCCAUUUCUAUCAUUUUGUAUUUUUUUCUCUCUCAUUUGUUCCUUUUCCUUUUUCCUUCACAUGCAUCUGCUAUCUCUACGAUCCCUUCCCAUGGUCUCCUCCGUGCACCCUCACCGCGCUUUCUAGAACCUUCUCGAACCCAACCAACCCAAUCGCUUAGAUCUCAAUUGGGUUUCAUGGAAAUGGCUUCCAGCCCCCGCACCGUUGAAGAGAUCUUCAAAGAUUACAGUGCUCGAAGAGUUGCUAUCGUUCGUGCUUUAUCUCAAGAUGUUGAUGAAUUCUAUGGACUCUGUGAUCCAGAUAAGGAGAACUUGUGCCUCUAUGGACAUCCAAAUGAAACAUGGGAAGUGACUCUGCCAGCAGAAGAAGUUCCCCCGGAGCUUCCAGAGCCGGCUCUUGGAAUCAAUUUUGCAAGGGAUGGCAUGAACCGCAGGGACUGGCUUUCUCUGGUUGCUGUGCAUAGUGAUUCGUGGUUGCUUUCUGUGGCCUUUUAUCUUGGAGCUCGUCUUAACCGCAAUGAAAGGAAACGUUUAUUUAGCUUGAUCAAUGAUCUUCCUACCGUUUUUGAAGUUGUGACUGAGAGGAAGCCAAUAAAGGAUAAGCCCACUGCAGAUAGUGGAAGCAAAUCUCGGGGCAGCACCAAGAGAUCAAGUGAUGGGCAAGUUAAAAGCAAUCCAAAGUUCGUAGAAGAAGGUUUCGAGGAGGAGGAGGAUGAGCAUAGUGAAACCCUUUGUGGGAGCUGUGGGGGAAAUUACAAUGCAGAUGAGUUUUGGAUUGGCUGUGACAUAUGUGAGAGGUGGUUCCAUGGGAAAUGCGUGAAGAUUACUCCUGCAAAGGCUGAGAGCAUAAAGCAAUACAAGUGCCCAUCAUGCAGCAUGAAGCGUGCCAGGCCCUAAAGCCAAAGGCAAUAUGUCACUGAAUAAUAAUACUGUGUCGUGGCUGACAAGAUACCUUAAUAUUGUUACAUCUCUUUUAGAAGAUCUUGUAAUGGGUAUAGUAUCUAUGUCUAGUGGGUUAUCUUUCAGAGAUUAAGUUAAUUUCUUCUACCAAGAUGAAUCCUAAAUGUAUGUUAUAUAAUUUAUAGAAUAGAAUACCAUACAUUCUAAUUUGUCAA
Gastrolobium bilobum is the source of this 1142-nucleotide messenger RNA. RefSeq names its product PHD finger protein ALFIN-LIKE 1-like. NCBI's taxonomy places the organism in Eukaryota, Viridiplantae, Streptophyta, Magnoliopsida, Fabales, Fabaceae. Gene Ontology annotation, cellular component: nucleus. The record is from RefSeq and is a predicted model, not a curated record. Bases 205 to 924 code for a protein of 239 amino acids. Gene Ontology annotation, molecular function: histone binding; transcription coregulator activity; transcription cis-regulatory region binding. Gene Ontology annotation, biological process: regulation of DNA-templated transcription. The transcript is spliced from 5 exons.